AUGCAAACGAAUAAUUUAAAACAAUAUCUAGCAUUUGUUAAAAUAUCUUAAAUAUGUUGUUAAAUCAUUAUGGGGAAGAGUGCCCACCACAGCAGGAUGUUUAAGUUUGCGUUUAGUAGGCAAAUGUCGCACCUGCUCUGUCUGUAAUUGGUUGAAAGCUCAGUCAGAUUCCACCGCAGAAUUAUCGGAUUGAAAAUCAGGGAGGGGAGCUGAAAAAACUCAACGCAACCAACUCACAGCGAUGCAGUGCUUAAGUUUCUAAACAUCACAACGGAUUUCCCUGCGCCUUUCAACGCGAAGUUUGCCACUCAAACAAUCAAAGGACUUUAAACAUUAAUAUCAGUAAACAAACCUCAUUUUACAGAAUCAUCAUGCCACGAUCAUUUUUGGUGAAAAGUAAAAAGUCUCAUAACGUGCACCGACCCAUCGACACCGAGCAAAGUGAACAGAAACUCCCGGAUCCAACACCCAAAACAAUCCCAGCGCUGGUCCCUUUGGAACCAAAGGAAUGUAAUUCCCCAGAGCGGCCCAAGGUAGAUUCAGUCACUCGGCCGUCCCACAGAGACCCGUAUGACUUCAUCAAGUGUGAGCAAGAGCCCGACUGUCCAAUACCAUCUCUACCUGAGCUGCCUAUCACAACCAGACGGCCGUUUUACUUAUCUGAGCCUCAGCUGGCAGAGUUCCCUCCCUACUACAAGAGCUCUUAUACCUGGGAUCAUGUUCCUGCAACAUAUGACUUCAGGCAGAUGGGCUUCUCUCCAUCGCUCCUGCAGCAUGCCAGCAGCCUGUACGGAGCUCAUCUGAAGCAGAGCUCUGACCCUCAACAACCACUGGACUGCAGCACACACUACUCACCCACGUCUAACACCUACCACUGCAUUACCUGUGAUAAGGUGUUUUCCACUCCUCAUGGGCUGGAGGUACACGUCAGACGUUCUCACAGUGGCACACGUCCCUUUGGAUGCAGCAUCUGCAGAAAGAGCUUUGGCCACGCAGUCAGCUUAGAGCAACACAUGAACGUCCACUCUCAGGAAAGAAGUUUUGAGUGCAAGAUGUGUGGAAAGACCUUCAAGCGCUCCUCAACGCUGUCCACUCACCUGCUGAUCCACUCGGACACACGGCCGUACCCCUGUCAGUACUGCGGCAAGAGAUUCCACCAGAAAUCUGAUAUGAAGAAACACACCUACAUCCACACAGGUGAGAAACCUCACAAAUGCCAGGUGUGUGGCAAGGCCUUCAGCCAGAGCUCUAACCUCAUCACACACAGCCGCAAACACACGGGAUUCAAGCCGUUCGGCUGCGAGAUCUGUUCCAAAGGCUUCCAGAGGAAGGUAGAUCUUCGCAGACACCACGAGAGCCAGCACAGCCUUAAAUAACGGAGGUUGCAUAUGGAAAUGAAGACCACCGAUGGCUGGCAAAAAGACUGUUGCUGUUCAGAGGAAUGUGUUUAGACUCAUAAAGGGAUCAUCAUUUACUCACCCUCAUGUUGUUCCAAACAGCUUAGUUAUUAUCAACUUAAAACUAAAAGUAGCAAUAAAAAUAAAGUUUGGUAAUUGGAAUAAAUCUGGAAUUAAAUAAAUAUUGGAUGAAAAGCUUUAAAGAACUAAAUACAAUUACAUAAAUUAUGUAAUUGCAAAGAUUAGC
Messenger RNA from Carassius carassius (crucian carp), 1644 nucleotides. It is a transcript of the gene gfi1b, whose product is annotated as growth factor independent 1B transcription repressor. The transcript is spliced from 7 exons. Gene Ontology annotation, cellular component: nucleus. The coding region runs from base 372 to 1376 and encodes 334 amino acids. Lineage: Eukaryota; Metazoa; Chordata; Actinopteri; Cypriniformes; Cyprinidae. The record is from RefSeq and is a predicted model, not a curated record.